AUGCGAUCCAACCUUCCUCUCAUCGCUCUCGCGUCUCUGUCGGCUGCUUUGCCUUCAAAGCGUCAACCUGUUGACGAGCGGGCUUUGAAGAAUAUCAUCGGAGAUCUUGAAGCUCGAGGCGAGACUCUAGAGUCUCUCGUCAAGCGUAUUGAUGCCAAGAUAUACCGUGAUGAAAUCCCAGAUUGUUCCACGGAAGACCCUAGCUUCAUGAUCCCCAAGCAGACCGGCUACUCUGUUGACCAAGGUGUCAAGUUGCCCAGACAGGGUAACAAUGAUGCAUGCACCACAGGUCACAAUGAUGAUCACUGCUGGACCGAGUAUUGGUUCGUGGAAUCUGCCGUUGAGUACUCGAGCUGGCAAAACUCGGGGGCGGCUAUUGACUGCAGGUCCACGUCGAUGUGCAACUCCAACGUUGCCCAGAUCCGUCAGAGCUGUACUUCGUAUACUCGUUCGUCUUCCAAUGGUGUUGACUACAAGAUUAUUGACGGGGCUCUGGAGUUUGCGGUCCCCAAUACCGAGGCAAAGGUCACUCUGGGAACCAGCAUUAACUACCAGCACACUGACGUGGACUCCAAAACAAGCAUGAUUUGUACUUCCGACUCCACUACCAACACCUGCCAGUGGGACGACCAGGACUGUCAUCAAGUCUGGUUCGCUGAUCGUACCAAGCGAAUCUGGGGCCACAUGGAUCGAGUCUGUGUUGGAAAGACAGACUCAGCGGUCCAGCAGCAGACCCUUAACGCGAACGGCCGUUAUGUCCGUGGCCAGGCUGAGUUCAGCAUUGCCAUCCCCGUCAACCACAUCGUCGGAUGCAAUGCAAAGUGCUCUGACUUGACUUACAAUGAGCCUAUCCCUAGCGAUGGAACCGUCCGUGUGCCUUUCGACAUUGUGUUUAAUUAG
Fusarium sp. VM40 is the source of this 900-nucleotide messenger RNA. NCBI's taxonomy places the organism in Eukaryota, Fungi, Ascomycota, Sordariomycetes, Hypocreales, Nectriaceae. The record is from the annotation of a GenBank genome assembly.